UGGGAGUCCCGGGACCUUGAAGAUUAGGCUUGGACGCGAUAAAUCCAGAGCGAGGAUCGGCUCGGGGCUUAUUGGUGUGAACGGUAUCGAAGACAGUGGCAGUAGACGUGCCCAGAGGGCAGCGAGAGAGCGGCCUGGGCCUCGACGGCGGCCAUGAACCCCGGGGAGACAACAGACCCCUCGGUGCCCCCGGGCCCUUUGACUCACCUGAGCCUGCCGGACAGCUCAGAGGUGCGGCUACAGAACGACGGGCCCAGCCUCCUGGGUAGUUGGACCAGGUCACCCCCAGAGCACGCCACCAUCCUAAGGGAAGGCGUGCGUACAUGCCUGCAGCAAAGAUGUGAGCAGACUGUGUGGAUCCUGCAUGCCAAGGUGGCUCAGAAAUCCUAUGGAACUGAGAAGCGGUUCUUUUGCCCUCCGCCCUGUGUCUACCUCGCCGGCCCUGGCUGGAGGGUGAAGCCAAUGCAAGACCAAGUCCACCAGUCUGCGGACACCGGGCCCACCGUCUGCGGUUACAUGGGACUGGACGGCGCGUCCGGCAGCGCUCCCGAGACCCAGAAGUUGAACUUCGAAGAGCAGCCAGACUCCAGGGAAUUUGGUUGCGCCAAGACCCUGUUCAUCUCCGACGCCGACAAGAGGAAGCACUUCCGGCUGGUGCUGCGGCUGGUGCAGAGGGGAGGCCGGGAGCUGGGCACGUUCCACAGUCGCCUCAUCAAGGUGAUCUCCAAGCCUUCACAGAAGAAGCAGUCGCUGAAAAACACAGACCUGUGUAUCUCCUCGGGCUCAAAGGUCUCCCUUUUCAAUCGCCUGCGCUCCCAGACAGUGUCCACGCGCUACCUCUCUGUGGAAGAUGGGGCCUUUGUGGCCAGCGCAAGACAGUGGGCUGCCUUCACCCUCCACCUGGCUGAUGGGCACUGCUCCCAAGGGGACUUCCCACCCCAGGAAGGUUACAUCCGCUAUGGUUCCCUGGUGCAGCUUGUCUGCACUGUCACGGGCAUCACACUUCCUCCUAUGAUCAUCCGAAAAGUGGCCAAGCAGUGUGCCCUCCUUGACGUGGACGAACCCAUAUCCCAGCUGCACAAGUGCGCGUUCCAGUUCCCAGGCGACACCCCAGGAGGGGCCGGCACCUACUUAUGCCUCUCCACAGAGAAGGUGGUGCGAUUCCAGGCGUCCCUCUGCCCCAAGGAGGCCAACAGGGCACUGCUCAACGACAGCUCUUGCUGGACCAUCAUUGGCACGGAGUCGGUGGAGUUCUCCUUCAGCACCAGCCUGGCCUGUACUCCGGAGCCUGUCACUCCAGUGCCUCAUAUCAGCACUCUGGAGCUGAGCGGCGGAGGUGAUGUGGCCACGCUGGAGCUGCACGGAGAAAAUUUCCACGCUGGGCUCAAGGUGUGGUUCGGAGAUGUGGAGGCAGAAACCAUGUACAGGAGCCCUCGUUCCUUGGUGUGCGUAGUGCCAGAUGUGGCGGCCUUCGGCAGCGACUGGCGUUGGCUGCGCACUCCCAUCACGGUGCCCGUGAGCCUGCUGCGCGCUGACGCGCUCUUCUACCCCAGCGCUUUCUCCUUCACCUAUACCCCGGAAUACAGCACGCGGCCACGGCCACCCAACGCCCAAGAGCCUGCCCCUGACGCAGAUGCGCUUCUGGAGAGCAUCCACCAUGAGUUCACACGCACCAACUUCCACCUCUUCUGCCCCACCUAGUCAGUGCCACUGAAGCUGGCUCCAGACCGCUGCCCCCAGCUGUCCCUCAGGGCGUCCUUUCCCUUACGCUACCAAAGAGCAGGAGGGAUGACGAUAUCUCGCCUGACCUCAGGCCACUUGCUGUCCUUAGACAUACAGUAACUGUCAAUCAUGAGUAAUGUUCUUUGGUUCUUUUUUUUUUUUUUUUUUUUUUUUGAGCUGGGGACCGAAGCCAGGGCCUUGCGCUUCCUAGCCAAGCGCUCUACCACUGAGCUAAAUCCCCAACCCAUGAGUAAUGUUCUAAUGUCUUCACGGUGUGGCGUGCUUCCUGUUUUUGUAAACCUGUAGGCUUAUUCUUCUGUCUUUGUCUCUUUCUGCCUCUUCAUGUGUCGGCGACCAAUUUUGAGUAUGGAAGCCUAGGGGAUUUGUUCUCCAGGCACCUGUGUCCCCACUUGAAAACAAGUUACUUGAAGUAAAACUAGGCUUGGGCUUGGUCCCGUGAGAUCCCUCUUAGAGCUAGGCAUGUGUCUGCCCGUGGUGACGCCUGGCUUUGGUCUCUGAUCAGGCAGAGGCUGAGGACGGUGGUCAGGUUUGCUCUUUUUCACUGUCCCACACAGCUACUUCUCUCAGGACCAAUAGGAAGAGCCUGAGGAUAUCCUUCUGUAUCCAGGUAUAAGUGAAUGAGAAAACACUGUGCUGGGGGGAGGGAUGGUCAGGGGUAAGGGAGGGAGAGGGCUGAGUGCUCCCAGGAUUCUGACCAAGUCAGAGCCUGAUGGAGAUGCUGCCAUUUUUAUGACUCUCUGUAGGGAAGAAAUGGGGUUCCAAGGCCACAAAUAUCCUAAGCCUAGAGGCCACCUUGCCACCCUGGCAGCCAGCAACUAGCUAUCCUCCCGUGCCAAGUGUCUUGGUUAG
Molecule: messenger RNA, 2592 nt
Organism: Rattus norvegicus (Norway rat)
Lineage: Eukaryota; Metazoa; Chordata; Mammalia; Rodentia; Muridae
Gene: Rbpjl
Product: recombination signal binding protein for immunoglobulin kappa J region-like
Exons: 12
Coding region: 154-1701 (515 amino acids)
Biological process (GO): positive regulation of transcription by RNA polymerase II; regulation of transcription by RNA polymerase II; regulation of DNA-templated transcription
Cellular component (GO): transcription regulator complex; nucleus
Molecular function (GO): DNA-binding transcription activator activity, RNA polymerase II-specific; chromatin binding; DNA binding
Source: RefSeq, marked provisional